Colletotrichum truncatum is the source of this 1884-nucleotide messenger RNA. RefSeq lists its product as uncharacterized. Gene Ontology annotation, cellular component: nucleus. Gene Ontology annotation, biological process: DNA-templated transcription; positive regulation of transcription by RNA polymerase II. NCBI's taxonomy places the organism in Eukaryota, Fungi, Ascomycota, Sordariomycetes, Glomerellales, Glomerellaceae. Gene Ontology annotation, molecular function: zinc ion binding; sequence-specific DNA binding. The record is from RefSeq and is a predicted model, not a curated record.
AUGGGUGUGCGAAAUGUGGGGGUGUGCGAGAAGUGGGUGUGCGACGUUAACACUUUAGAAGCCUCUGUUGUUUCAGUAAGAAGAGACUCGAGAUCUGUACCAGCAAACGAUCAGGUUUUGUCAGUUUAUACGAGCCCAUUCAGCUUGCCUUCAACGACCAUAAAAAAUACUCACCAAAACAAACGGAAUUGGAUCUGGUUGGCACCAUCUUCAACAUGGUCCUUUACUGCUCGAUUAACCCUGAUGAUGGCGGAGAAACUCCAGUUGGAAACCCCCUUUAGCGCACCAAGUUUUCUUAACGACGAGAUAUACCCCCUAAGAUGGAAGGCCGCCGGAAUGGACGACCAGCCUGACAUCAACGGCCUACCCUCUAUCGAGCAUGCUCUUUAUCUCUACAACACCGUCAAGUUUCAUCUAGGUCAAAAUUACCAGUUCCUCGACGAGAAGUCUUUCAUCCAGAAUGUAGAGGACUUCUAUUAUGGGAACCCGGCCCAGAAGGCGACUGAAUCACGACUCUGGUUCGUCCAGUUCCUCUUGGUCUUGUCUUUCGGGCAGGCUUUUCUUUCAAGAUCAAAAACUCCAAAGGAGCCGCCAGGUUCCAAAUAUUUUAUCCGCGCCAUGUCCCUUUUACCGGACCCCACAUUGCUGUGGAAGGACAGUUUGUUGGCUAUUGAAGUUUUAGCCCUGGCCGGACUAUACCUGUAUUCAAUUUACCAAAGAGAAUCAGCACAGUUAUACGUGGCCCAAGCAAUACGCAUAGCUCAAUUAGAAGGGCUGCAUACACAACUACCAGAAGACGCCCUUGGGGCAGGUACCGUAGCUCGUUGUCGUAAUCUUUGGUGGACCCUAUAUAUAAUGGAUCGACACUUUUCAUGUUCUUUAGGUGUUCCAAUGAACACACAAGACAUUGACAUAUCGACGUUACUCGAUCCACCAAGCGCUUGCUCACAACAGGAUGCAACCCUUGGCCUACGAGUAAAGUUGUCCCAUCUCCUUUCCUCCAUCAUUAACACUGUAUAUAAGUCCGAAAAGAAGCCGUUAUGGGAGUUCCUCGAAGCUACCAGGUCUAUUGUCCACACACUAGCAGGGCAUGCUCAAGAAAUCGAGCGAAUUACCCGCGUCAAAUUCCAGAACUCGGUAGAUACUAUGCCAAAAGGCACAAGAGAUAUAACCUUACUCUAUCACCAGUGUGUGGUUAUUGCUACACGUCCGCUCUUUCUGUCUGCACUGAAACAUCAGCUGGACAAUUUUGAACGAGCACGAGAUUUGGAAAGCUUCUUGGCCCCUCUCACGCCAUUGAUGUCUACCGGCAUUAAAUCAGCUGUUAAGACUCUGCAGAUAUUAUCAGGAGAAGACAGUCUACUUGAAGUCUUUCUGCCUUUCGAUCUCGAAUACGCCUACGGUGCCGCCAUACAUCUCACAAUCGCAAAUGCCCUUUUCCCCUCUACGGCAGAUCUUGAUGGACCGACGCAUAGCCGGCAGGCUCAUGCAAUUCUAGACGACAUGAUUUACAAGGGUAACUCUGUGGCUGAAGUCCGUAAAGCUGAGUUGGUUCACUUGGAGUCCCUUUUCGGCGAGCUUGCUACAAGGGUUACGAUGCCCAAUCCUCUACCAACGAGUCUCCCAACACGCUUGAGGGACACAGAGCCAACAGUGAGCGAUGCUGAGUGCUCUACAACCACCGAACCCGAUCUGAUAUCCAUUACUACACUAAGCGAGUCUCAGUCCAUCUUUUGUGCUCCAGAGACACCAAACAACGUUGCAUUUCUCGACAGCAUCGGGAUAUCAUCUGAUGACUUUCUCUCCAUUGUAGAGCAGAUGGAUAAUCAAGAUGACAUUGACCUUCCUUUCACAAUGUUGGACUUGGGGCAGUUUUGGAAAUAG